Durusdinium trenchii is the source of this 2214-nucleotide messenger RNA. The record is from the annotation of a GenBank genome assembly. NCBI's taxonomy places the organism in Eukaryota, Dinophyceae, Suessiales, Symbiodiniaceae.
AUGGUGCCUGGCAGAUGCUUGUUUCUGCUUGUGUUCCUCUGCAACUUGGUGCGUGCACUUGGCAACUGCUUGAAUGCCAGCGAUGUGGUGCCAGUGGCUGAUCGCAUCAACAUUGUUGUUAAUGGGGAAAGCUUGCCCAUUGGGUUUUCGAGCCCAGAUUGGGAUUCGGCCAAAAUCUAUAGCCGCAUUGCGGAAAUCAUCACACAGGAGAUCUUGGGGUUUAAUACUCAGAUGGGCCCGCACGGAGAUGAAUCUCAAUCAGCCUACAAACUUGUUGCAGAAGGCAACAGCAUACACUUCUUGAGCGAGAUUUGGUCCUCUUUCACUGCUGAGAUCAUAGCAUUUGAGGCGGCAAAUCCAAGUUUGGCUUUGCCCUUGCUGAAGACGUUGGACUACAAGGGACGGGAUGGAAUGCAUAUUUUUCCCAAGUCCUCUGAGCCCUAUUACGACUCCAAUGGCAGGUCGUUGGAGUUCUACCAGUACUUCAACGCUUCGGUCUUGACUCUCACGACGGAGUUCUCCCCAAUCUCUGCCUUUGACAUCAACAGCCUUUCAGCUUGUGAUGGGUCCGAGUCAGGUCCCACGGAGCAAAGCUACUACUUGUCAGCCACAGGCGAUGCAGGUGCUUUCACCGUGCUGAACGGAGUGCGGACAUGGAAUUGCCAUCAGGGAAAAUGGUGGCUGUCCCCUGCGUGUCGAAACGAUCCAAGCACCUGUGUGCCGCUGCUGACUCACCUCUUUUGGGGUUGGAGUGAAAUGAGACAAAAGGCCGCUUACUUCAACAUGCCCAUUGCCAUGGGCAGCACACCCUCCGCCGAGCUCUAUGUCGAAUGGCCGAAGAAUCAUAAGAUGUUGGCCUACUGGUGGACCCCGGACGAUAAGUUCAAAGCGGAGGGCGCUUUGCAGAUGUUCUUUCCAGAUCACAAUCCGGGCGAAUGGGACGUUGGUGUGAAAACCAGCAUGCCAGCAGAAGAGCCCUUGUGGGCCUACUACAAGCCAGGAGUGGAUUCUGCUGCGCCCAAAGUCUUCUUGGUCCUUUCCAACAUGGCUCUGUAUGAUGAUGACAUGACUCACCUUCUGAACGAAGUGGUGCGCUUGCGGACUCAAGUAGUGUCGAACAUUGUUGACACGGUCGCAUGCAACUGGCUCAACAACAACGUGGCGCGUUGGCGAGCUUGGAUUCCCAUUGCAACAGAGUGUACACGAAGCCUUGGCUUUGGUAUGACUGCCGAGAAUGGGACCUUCGUUUUAGACCGAGCGCAUGCGACGGGCUGCACACUCUGCAGUCCGGGCAAAUACGCUUCGUCCUAUGCAGAUGAUGUGGGGCAGUCGGCGGUCUGCCUGGCUUGCCCCUCUGGAUCAGCUCAAGAUCGCGGUGGUCAAACAGAGUGUGCGGAGUGUGCUGCGGGCACUUAUCGAGUAGAUUCAGGUGUUCGUUGCAGUCCUUGUGGGAAGGGUACUUACCAACCAGCGGUGGCACAAGACAGCUGCCUGACAUGUAUGAGUCCCAUGACGACCGUCACGGUGGGAAGUGACACCCAGGAGCUUUGCAUUUGCCCGGCCGGCACCUUCCAGCCUUGCCUGGGUGGUGGAACACGAUCGGAGUGCGCCUGUCCGGCCUCCUUUUACACAAGUUCGAGUUCUCGUUGUGUGGAGUGUCCGGAGGGCAUGUAUUGCAACGAAGGCUCUGACGAACAGUUCUUCCCGUGCUCGGUGGGUGAGAUGCAGAAUUCCACGUCGAACCCCUACCCGAAGCCGAGUGAAGGGUAUUUUGUUCUCUUGGAGAAACCCACCGAUGUCUACAAGUGCAUUGAUGAGCCCUCCUGCCCUGGGGACUUUGCUGACCAUUGUGGUGAUGGCUUGAUGGGAGUCGCCUGCGGGGCGUGUGCGGCCGGCUUCUACAAACAAGCAGGCUCAUGCAAUGAAUGUGGCGAUUUGGAGCAGAACCCGCUCUUUUUGAUCUUGCCUUUGCUGGUUUCUCCCGUUUUCGUCUUUGCCUUCUACAAGGUCUCCCUUGUGGACGUGCACCUGUGGGGAAGGACUGGUCAAGGCUUUGGUGGCAUUGGUUACUUGAUGCUCGUCUACGUCCAGACGGUCUCAGUGAUCAUCUCGAUCUUCCCAACUUUACCUGCCACGUUGGCGGGUGGCGCCUCGACGUGUCAGCCGCGACGUAUGCGUCGGGAGGUGCCGGGUGGGGAGUCGGGCGAUUGGUGA